UGUUCGAGGGUGUCGCACAGAACACAGGUUCGGUCGCCGCAAGCCAGAUUUGUCGAACUGCUGACAGUUUACUUGUCGGAAAGUUGGUUGUCGUCGCCGUGAGUUACACCCAGGAGGAGUAGGAACCCGAUGGCCAGAAAGAUUGCUUCUGAUCGUUUUUCUUACCGUGAUGAUCCUUACCGAAGAGAUUCACAUCGGACUUUCAGUCAAAGUAAUACGUGCAAGAAUUGUAAGCGACCUGGUCAUUUUGCUCGAGAGUGUCCCAAUGUCUCUAUCUGCCACAACUGCGGCCUGCCUGGUCACAAUCUGUCUGAAUGCUCCGCGAAGUCUGUGUGCUGGAACUGCCGUGAACCAGGUCACAUGUCUAAUAGCUGCACCAACGAAGGCAUCUGUCACAGCUGCGGUAUUGCCGGACACCAAGCUAAAGACUGCACGGCUCGCCACCUCCCUCCUGGUGACCUGAGACUCUGCAACAACUGUUACAAGCAAGGUCACUUCUCAGCUGAUUGCACUAACGAGAAAGCCUGCAACAACUGCAGGAAGACUGGUCAUCUAGCUCGUGACUGCAGAGACGAUCCCGUGUGCAAUCACUGCAACCUGGCUGGUCACGUUGCUAUCAAAUGCCCCAAAACCCAUGUGUUAGCAGCAGAAGAGCGAAGACCACGAGGGAUCAGAGCCCAAUACAGGGAGGAGGAGGUGGUUUGCAGGAACUGCCGGCAAGUGGGUCAUAUGAGCAGAGACUGCACGGCUAGGCUGAUGAUAUGUCGAAACUGUGGUGGAAGAGGACACAUUGCGUAUGAAUGCCCUUCUGGGAGAUUAGUGAACCACCACCACCACUACCCCUUGAGGUACUAACUAAGUAGCUUUUGCUUAGUUUACAAACCGGUCUUGUGUUCUAAGGAGAACCAGAAUUGAUUUAUGGUUUUGUAAUGACUCCUUUCUUUCUCGGUAUUUUUCCCGUGUCCUGUUAAUCUGGAAUUUACCUUUAAAA
Brassica oleracea var. oleracea is the source of this 991-nucleotide messenger RNA. RefSeq names its product cellular nucleic acid-binding protein-like. The coding region runs from base 130 to 855 and encodes 241 amino acids. The transcript has 4 exons. Gene Ontology annotation, molecular function: zinc ion binding; nucleic acid binding. The record is from RefSeq and is a predicted model, not a curated record. NCBI's taxonomy places the organism in Eukaryota, Viridiplantae, Streptophyta, Magnoliopsida, Brassicales, Brassicaceae.